AUGACAGUAACCAAUGGUCACGGUGAACUCCCUGCGGUCACGUAUGGCUUCAUCGGCCUUGGCAACAUGGGAUACCGCAUGGCUAAGAAUCUGCGAUCAGAACUCUCAGCUGACUCGGCUCUUGUGGUUUGCGAGGUCGUACAGUCUGUGCUGGACAAGUUUGUGGGUGAGACGAAGGGACUGAUCAGGGUCGCCAAUACCCCCAAGGAGGUUUCCGAGCAGAGCGUAAGCUGCGACAAUGCACCGAUAGAAAUCGGCUCGCUGACAGACAUGAAGGACAUCAUCUUAACUAUGCUGCCAGCGGGGAAACAUGUCAAACAAGUCUUUACCGACCAAUCUAAUGGCCUUCUCUCCAUCUCAAAAUCUUCGAAGCCGAAACUUUUCAUCGAAUGCAGUACUAUUGACGUCCCAACGUCUCUGGAGGUUGCUGAAGCCGUGUCGCAAUCCGCUCUUGGCUCUUUUGCUGAUGUCCCUGUAUCCGGUGGUCCCACCGGCGCCGAAGCAGCUACUCUUACGUUCAUGGCAGGCGGCUCUACAGACGUCAUCGGAAGAGUAAAGCCCAUCGUGAUGACCAUGGGCAAAACAUUUUUCCACUGCGGCGGCGCGGGUGCAGGACUCGCCACUAAGCAGAUCAAUAACUACAUAUCAGGCAUUUGUAUGCUUGGGACUGCGGAAGCAAUGAACUUGGGAAUCCGCUACGGCCUCGAUCCGAAAGUGCUGGCAGGCGUCAUCAACUCUAGCACCGGGCGAUCGUACAAUAGCAUAGAGCAGAACCCCGUCAAAGGCAUCAGCCCUAAUAGCUCAGCAGAACGAGAUUUUGAGAAUGGCUUUUCCAUCGAGCUUUGUAAGGGCGUUUUGCACAUGGCAAUCAAUUUGGGGGAGAGAGUUGGCGCAAGGCUCCCGCUGAGUCAAGGCCUGAUCGACACUUAUGAGGCGGCGAGCAUGGAUGAUAGGUGUAAGGGCAAAGAUUGCAGAAGUGUGUACAGGUAUGUUGCGGAUAAUUGA
Messenger RNA from Letharia columbiana, 1005 nucleotides. RefSeq lists its product as uncharacterized. Gene Ontology annotation, cellular component: mitochondrion. The record is from RefSeq and is a predicted model, not a curated record. The transcript has 2 exons. Gene Ontology annotation, biological process: L-valine catabolic process. The coding region runs from base 1 to 1005 and encodes 334 amino acids. NCBI's taxonomy places the organism in Eukaryota, Fungi, Ascomycota, Lecanoromycetes, Lecanorales, Parmeliaceae. Gene Ontology annotation, molecular function: NAD binding; 3-hydroxyisobutyrate dehydrogenase activity; NADP binding.